Messenger RNA from Ixodes scapularis (black-legged tick), 546 nucleotides. RefSeq lists its product as uncharacterized. The transcript has a single exon. NCBI's taxonomy places the organism in Eukaryota, Metazoa, Arthropoda, Arachnida, Ixodida, Ixodidae. The coding region runs from base 1 to 546 and encodes 181 amino acids. The record is from RefSeq and is a predicted model, not a curated record.
AUGCAAGAAGAAGAAGAGAAAUUUCAAGUCAAUUCACUGGAGCACAUAUCUGUCACACAAGAUCGGCUAAAUGAAAUAAGAGACGCAACUGCAGCCGAUGUCCAGAUGCGUCUACUGCGCGAGUAUGCACAGACGUCAUGGCCCGAGCAGAAAGAGCAAGUUCCUCAACUCGGAAGGCCAUUCUGGUCCUACAGAGAGGAGAUCCACGAGGAAAACGGCCUUGUGCUGCGGUCAAACAAGAUAAUAAUUCCAACGGCCAUCAGAUCCAAGAUUCUCAACUUGCUCCACACGGCACACGCGGGCAAAGACAAAAUGAAGAGAAGAGCCCGAGAAAUUUUGUUCUGGCCCGGAAUCAACGCUGACAUUGACCGCGAACAUGACAAAUGCAGCAAAUGCGAGAAGUACAAAUCAAGAAACGCCAAGAUGCCACUCCUUAGCCACGCACUGCCAACGCUUCCUUGGCAGUUGGUCGGGACCGAUUUCUUCACUCAUGAAGGAAAAGACUACAUAAUCCUGGUGGAUUUUACUCAUUUUAUUUUGAGGUAG